Messenger RNA from Trichosporon asahii var. asahii CBS 2479, 1785 nucleotides. RefSeq lists its product as uncharacterized. Gene Ontology annotation, molecular function: peroxidase activity; heme binding. Gene Ontology annotation, biological process: response to reactive oxygen species; hydrogen peroxide catabolic process; cellular response to oxidative stress. NCBI's taxonomy places the organism in Eukaryota, Fungi, Basidiomycota, Tremellomycetes, Trichosporonales, Trichosporonaceae. The record is from RefSeq and is a predicted model, not a curated record. Bases 1 to 1785 code for a protein of 594 amino acids. The transcript is spliced from 2 exons.
AUGCUCGUCGCUGGAAUCCUCUUCUCGCUGCUGUCUACGCUGGCUACGGUCACCCAGGCGUCGGACGCUGACAAGCUCCGCCGCCUGAUGGUUGACUCGCGCUUCCUCCAGAUCGUUACUCCCUGCAAGACCGGCGGUACUAACCGCAACAACGCUGCCGAGUGGCUCCGCACCGCGUUCCACGACGCUGUCGACCACGAUGCCGCGGCCGGCACCGGCGGUGUCGACGGAAGCAUCGACUACGAGCUCGACUUUGAGGAGAACAAGGGUAUCGCGUUCCCGUCCGUUAUGACCCAGUACAAGUUUUACCAGCAGGAGGACGUGUCUCUGUCCGACAUCAUCGCCCUCGGUGCUAUCGUCGCCGUCGGUGCUUGCGGUGGUCCCAUGAUUCCGAUGUACCACGGCCGCCAGGACGUGUUCCAGAACGGUGGUACCGGCCGCUUGCCUCUGCCCGAGGGCUCGACCGAGUCGCACAUCGAGAUCUUCAAGCGCAUGGGUUUCACUACCGAGGAGAUGAUCGGCCUCGUUGCGUGCGGACACACGCUCGGUGGUGUCCACGCCAACAUCAACGGACACAUCACGAGCCAGCCGUACCACCACUUUGACACCACUGUCGACGGCUUCGACAACAGCAUCGCCAAGGGUCACAUUGAGGACACGCGCGUGAACCCGAUCGGCCAGCCUUGGGACCCGAACAACCCUGCCGUGUCCUCUGACACCCGAACCUUUGCUGCCGACGGCAACGUGACGAUGCGCGGCUUCGCCGAGUCGCAGGACAAGUUCUUCAACACGUGCGCCGACCUGCUCGAGCGCAUGGUCAACCUCGCCCCCUCGAGCGUCAGCCUGCAGGGCCCGCUUGAGCCUUUCCCUAUCUCGGCCACCUUCUGGCCGCAGAUGCGCAACGGAGCCUACUCGUUCCUCACCGGCUCGGCGCGUCUGUACAACCUCAAGGGCCAGUGGUCUUCAUUCGACAUUACGUACACGAACCGUGACGGUUCGGCCGGUACCGACGCCUCGCUCCUGAGCGUCAAGGACGUGCAGGAGAUGUCCAUCGGCAAGCCGAUCGAGUACCGCAACUUCAACAUGGGCACCCGGUCCGUCCCUCCCGAGUCUGGCAUCGGUUCUGUCGUCAUCAACGUCCGCAUGAACGACGGCAGCACCCGCCAGGAGGUCGUCGAGCUCGACGACACGAUCAUGGUCGACAUCGGCAACCAGUACACAUGCAAGUACACCGGCGCCGAGAACAACAACGCGAACGGCCUCAACGUCUCCAUGGCCGUGCUUGCGCCGUACAACGACGAGGACAAGGUCGAGGUGCGCUACAAGAGCAGCAGUGGCGAGCACACGCUCGCGGCCAGCUACAUCGGCGCCCGCGACGCGACGUACAACAUCUACAACGUCUUCAUCCCCGACAUGGACGCGAUCGGCCUGACCAAGUUUGGCGGCUUCCUCACGCGCGCGGACGGGAGCACGCACAAGGACACAAAGGACGACGUCUGGUACCGCACCAACACGCUCGGCAAGUGUGUCGCGGGCGCGACCAUCCCGACUGCCGUGCCCACGCCCUCGGCCGCGCUCGCCCGCCGCGCGGCUGCCAAGAAGACCGCCCCCGCCUCCCCGUGCUCUGCUGGCGCUGGGUGGGCGUACUGCAACGACCGUUGCGUCAACAUCCUCUCGGACAUUGAGCACUGCGGCGGCUGCUCGGACGCCGGAGGCGUCGACUGCGGCUCCCUCACCGACGGAGACGUGCAGUGCAUCCAGGGCAAGUGCGUCGUUGCCUACUAA